Lactuca sativa (garden lettuce) is the source of this 1501-nucleotide messenger RNA. RefSeq names its product MADS-box transcription factor 23. NCBI's taxonomy places the organism in Eukaryota, Viridiplantae, Streptophyta, Magnoliopsida, Asterales, Asteraceae. The record is from RefSeq and is a predicted model, not a curated record. Gene Ontology annotation, cellular component: nucleus. Gene Ontology annotation, molecular function: DNA-binding transcription factor activity; RNA polymerase II transcription regulatory region sequence-specific DNA binding; protein dimerization activity. Gene Ontology annotation, biological process: positive regulation of transcription by RNA polymerase II.
AAUGAAAAGCGGUUUUGUAGAGAAAAGGUUUCAUAGUACCUACCAUAUAUAGAGAGAGAAGAGAGGCAACUUUCCUUAUGUAGAAGACGACUGUUAUCUCAAUCGGGAAACCAGAGAUACAUACACAUAUAGAUAUAUAGAGAGAGAAAGAGUGACACAUAAAGUAGAGAGAGAUCAAAGGAAGACGACGACUGGUUGAUUGCUUUGGUCAAGCGUCCUUUUGUCUGCAUCAGAAAUUCACCCUCAAAGGAUCGAUUGGUAGGUAUGGGGAGGGGUAAGAUCGUGAUUAGGAGGAUUGACAAUUCGACGAGCAGACAAGUGACGUUCUCGAAAAGGAGGAGCGGAUUGCUAAAGAAGGCGAAAGAACUUGCGAUCUUGUGUGAUGCUGAAGUCGGUGUUAUGAUCUUCUCUAGCACAGGCAAACUUCAUGAAUUCUCCAACACUAGCAUGAAGUCGGUGAUUGAUCGAUACCACAAAGCCAAAGACGAACAACAAAUGACAACUCCAAUUUCAGAGGUCAGGCUGCAGAUGAAGGAGGAAAAGUCAGAAACAAAAGCAUCCAAGAGGCGGAAGGACUCUGAGACUUUCCCAUUGAAAAAUAGAACCACCAAGACCAAAGCAGAAGGACCAAGAAUCUGCAUGCUUCAUGGGCAAGGGGCAGAUUCGGAAAAUCUGCAGUCGCAGUUCUGGCAAAGGGAGGCUGCAAUGUUAAAGCAACAACUGCAGAGUCUGCAAGAGAAUCAUAGGCGAAUGAUGGGUGAAGAGCUUUCUGGUUUAAGUGUGAAAGAUCUACAGGGCAUGGAGAGCCAACUUGAAAUGAGUCUCAGAGGUAUCCGUAUGAAAAAGGACCAACUUCUUUUUGAGGAAAUCGAAGAACUCAGCCGAAAGGGGAAUCUCAUCCACCAUGAAAAUGUCGAACUUUGUAAGAAAGUAACCCAAAUUCGUGAAGAAAAUACCGAACUCUACAACAAGAUUUAUGGAAUAAGAGAUGGAGAAGCAGCAAACAGAAAUGUAUUUUUGACAAAUGGUUCAAGCAUGAGAGAGGAUCCACAUCCCCCAAUCCAUCUCCAGCUUUCUCAGCCAGAUCAACACGAUGCAACUGAUCAAGCACCACUCCAUUCUACAAAUUUGGGAUUAUAACUACAAUAAUGAGAAGAUGGGUGAACUCCAAAGGCUGUUAAUUCAUUCCUCAUCAAAGAUAAACCCGUCUAGUUUAAAAGUUUUAUAGUGUUAGUCAGUGGUUACCAGAUCAUAGACAAUUCAGAAAUGAUGGAAUCAAAUUUGGAAAAUGGAGGGGACCAAAAAAAAAACUAGCUGCCUGUAAAAGAUUAAAGAAGCAAAUAAAUUGAAGGUCAAAGAACUACAUGAGUGGGGUUUUAUAUUUUAUUUCAUGAAUAUUUUCACUUAGAUGAAAAGUAAGUAAGAUUUGUACUUGAUUUGCUGAAAUCUAAGAAAGAAAUGUACAUAUAUAUAUUUAUGAAGAUUUGAAGUUUGAACACCA